AACCCGAAACGAAACCCUGCGGUCUCACUGGAUCAACGGCACCCUGAGAAAACAGAAACGCAUUCUUGCCCCGUUAGCGAAUACGCCUCCGAUAUAUAAAGCGGGUCAGAGGAGUGGCAGACGCUGUGAGAGCCACGCACCAGCACACACACACACACACACAAACACAGCACACCGCACCGCAUCUCCACCACGCGCCACUUGGACGCCGACACGCGCCUUCUCCGUCUCCCAGGAUGAGCUACUCGCUGGAAACGAUAGGGAGCCCGUACAGGAGAGUUAUGGAAACUCGGACCAGCUACAGCCGCACCAGCGGAUCUCCGUCCAGUGGAUUCAGGUCCCAGUCUUGGUCACGAGCGAGCCCGAACCCCGCGCUGUCAGCUACCUAUAAGCGGACCGUCAACUUGCCCGUGUCUCGAGCAUACAGCGCCACGGUACUGAGCACCUGCGACAGCGCAGACUUCAGCCAGUCCUCUAUAUUCAAUGGGGACUACAAGCGCUCCAACGAAAAGGAACAGCUACAGGGACUCAACGACCGCUUCGCCGGCUACAUUGACAAAGUGCAUUACCUGGAACAGCAGAACAAGCAGAUUGAGUCGGAAAUCCAGGCGCUGCGGCAGAAGCAGGUGUCGCAUUCCCAACUAGGAGAUGUUUACGACCAGGAGCUGCAAGAGCUGCGCUCCAUGCUGGAGCAGAUUCACCACGACAAGGCGCAGAUCCAGCUCGACACGGACCACAUCGAGGACGAUAUUCAGCGGCUGAAGGAGCGUUUCGAGGAGGAGGCCCGCAUCAGAGAGGAGACGGAAGCCGUUAUUCGCGCCCUGAAGAAAGACAUGGGCGACUCGGCGCUGGCGAAGGACGAGCUGGAUAAAAAAGUGCAGUCUCUGCAGGACGAGAUCGCCUUUAUCCGCAACAACCACGAGGAAGAGGUGAGCGACCUGUUGGCGCAGGUGCAGGCAUCGCAAGUGACCGUGGAGAGGAAGGACUACCAAAAGACCGACAUCACGGAGGCGCUCCGGGAGAUCCGCACGCAACUCGAGGGCCACUCUUCCCAGAACCUGCAGCAGGUGGAGGACUGGUUUAUGUGCCGCUACGCCAAGCUCACAGAAGCCGCGGAGCAGAACAAGGACGCCAUCAAGUCCGCCCGGGAUGAGAUCGCCGAGUAUCGCCGCCAGCUGCAGACCAAAACCAUCGAGCUGGAGUCUGUCCGCGGCACCAAAGAAUCACUGGAGAGACAGCUGAACGACGUCGAGGACCGACACAACAACGACGUGGCCAGCUAUCAGGAGACCAUUCAUCAGCUGGACAACGAGCUGCGGAGCACGAAGUGGGAGAUGGCCCGUCACCUGCGCGAGUACCAGGACCUCCUCAACGUCAAGAUGGCUCUCGAUAUUGAAAUCGCUGCGUACAGGAAGCUUCUGGAGGGGGAGGAGAGCCACUUCAGCUCCUUUGCCGGCAGCAUCACUGGCCCCGCCUCCUACCCUUUCCGCCAGCCAACCAAAGCCAAAGCCGAGCCCACCAAACUCAAGGUCCAGCACAAGUUUGUGGAGGAGAUCAUUGAGGAGACGAAGGUGGAGGAUGAGAAGUCCGAGAUGGAGGAGGCCCUGGCGGAGAUGGCGGAAGAACUGUCCGCCGCCGUGGGUGAGGGAGAGGAAGAGGGUGGAGAAGAGGGAGAAGGAGAGGGAGGAGAGGAAGGAGAAGAAGGAGAGGCAGAAGCAGGGGAGGGGGAGGAGGAGGUAGAAGCCUCCACCGAGGCCAAAGUGAGUGCCAGCCCUCCAGGAGAAAAGGAGGAAAAGGAGGGUGAGAAGGAAGGGGGUGAGGAAGAGGAAGGCGAGGGGGGCGAGGAAGGAGAAAAGGAGGAAGAGGGAGAAGCUGGAGAGGAUGAGGAAAAGGGAGAUGAGGCAGAGGCAGAGGCAGAGGCAGAGGCAGAGGGAGAGGGAGAGGGAGAGGGAGAGGGAGAAGCUGAGGAGCAGGAAGAGGAAGUGGUAGAGGAGACUGCCCUGAGUGCUGACGCCACAAAACCAAAGGCUUCCCCUGUGAAGGAGAAAGAGGGAGAGAAAGAGGAAGAGGAAGGAGGAGAGGAGGACAAGGGCAAAGAAGAGGCAGGAGAGGGAAAGGAUGAGAAAGUAUCUAAAGUGGAAGAAAAGGAAACAGUAAAGGAAAAGGAAGCACCAAAGGAAAAGGAGGAAGUGAAGGAAAAGGAGGAAGUGAAGGAAAAGGAGGCUCCAAAAGAGAAGGAAGCACCGAAGGAGAAGGAAGAGGUGAAGGAAAAGGAGGAAGUGAAGGAAAAGGAGGCACCAAAGGAAAAAGAGGAAGUGAAGGAAAAGGAAACAGCAAAGGAAAAACCAAAGGAGGAAGCUGGUGAACCCCAGAAGAAAGAGGAAGUGAAAGAGCCAAAGAAGGAAAAGGAAGCUAAAGAAGACGCCCAGCCAGAGAAAAAGGCUGCAGCCAAGGAAGAGACUCCCAAGCCAAGCACUGAGAUAGAGGAGAAAAAGAGCGCCCCAGAGGUAGAGGAGAAGAAGGUGGAGAAGAAGGACUCAGCCAUGAACGGAGAGGUGGAGAAGGGAGGCUCAGACGACGAGGACAAGAAGAGCGAAGAGAAGGCAGGAGCCGACGAGAAGCAGGUGAUAGCCAAUGGCGUGGACGAGAGCCCCACCAAAGAGGAACCCGGUCAGAAAGUGGUCAUCACCAAAACCGUGGAGACCAUCACCACUGGAGAGGAUGGGGCCAAACAUGUCACCAAGUCGGUCACCGUGACAGAGACCGUGGAGGAGGUGCAAGAGAAAAUGGUCGCCACCAAGAAAGUGGAGAAGCACACCGCCCAAACGGUCAAGCAAGUGACGGAAACAGAGUGAACAGAAAGAGAAGGAGAGAGGGGGGGAGGGGGACCCCGGGACAAGAUGAAUAAUCAACCGAGAACUAGCAUAACAGUUCACCAAAUAAAUCCAUACAGUUAGAGAGUUUCAAUUAUGAUAUUCACUCAAUCAAAAAAGAUUCAAGAAACAUAGAGGAAGCCAUAAGAUGCGACAAGCUAAUUCAAAAAUGCAUGCUGAGUGAUAGCUUUACAUGGGCUUUACUGCAGAUGCGGAGAAGAGACGCAGGGGUCAGAUCUUUCAGUUCGUUUCUUUUCUUUAUUUGUUCUUUUUUUGUGCAAUACAUGGAAAGAGAGUUCAAGAUGUGGGCGUCUGCAUGCAAGCUCAAAGAAGUGUACGCUCCAAAGAAUUCUGGGAGAAAAACAUAUCUUAUGUAGGUACCAAAUGUACAGCAUGCAGGUAUUUAAAGCGGAGAGACAGGGAGAACAACAGAACUUGUCAUGAGAUUUUAUUUGAUAUCGGGGUGCGGGGUGGGGCGGGGCAUUAGGGAGAGGAAAAGUGUUUGGAGAAAUUGAGUCCAAAAGAAGUUGCCUUAAGCAAGAAAACAACUGAGCCACAGAUAUGUGCAUGUGUAUGUAUAUGUAUAAUAUAUACACAUAAGAGGGGAGGGUAAUGAAGGAGCAAUGAGUACAUAAAACUAAAGUAAAUAUUCAUGAGAAACUGGAGAAAAAUUCCUAGCCUUAAAAAUGCUGUCUGUUGUUAUUUAUGUUUACCAUAUGAGUGCAAUUAAAAGAUAUACAUGGAGACAACGCAUACGCUCAUUCAUGUAUGCAUAGAAUGAACUGAUCAAAUUAACUGAGGUGCUACAGUUUGCCACACUUGUCUUUACUCGCCAUGACCAUUUCUCAGCAGCAUCUGCUCAAUAAACGUCA
Molecule: messenger RNA, 3745 nt
Organism: Megalops cyprinoides (Indo-Pacific tarpon)
Lineage: Eukaryota; Metazoa; Chordata; Actinopteri; Elopiformes; Megalopidae
Gene: nefma
Product: neurofilament, medium polypeptide a
Exons: 3
Coding region: 237-2855 (872 amino acids)
Biological process (GO): neurofilament bundle assembly
Cellular component (GO): intermediate filament; cytoplasm; axon
Molecular function (GO): structural constituent of cytoskeleton
Source: RefSeq, a predicted model, not a curated record